CUUCACUGAAUUUGAAAACCUAUGAGAAAUAGAAAAAAUCUAGAUCAACCCACAACUUAACUACAUGCAGAACUACCAAUUGAUUUCUACAUAUUCAACAUCGCAAGCGCAAACGAGCAACACAUGCAGGUCCUCUCUUCCCUCUUCGUCGACUAACUUCCCGCUUUGUCUUCUGACUUCACCCUCUAUCCAAUGAGGUCUCUCCAAUAGAAAGAAACAAUAAACAUUCCCUUUCAUCAUCGUUGUUACAUGAAAGAAAAAAAGGACAUAGAAGAGAAGGGCAAAAUUUUUUUGGCAGAUUGUUGCCAAGAGACAAAAAGGAAAGAGAAGAAAAGAAGAGGAAGAGUUCCUAAUUGUAGAGGAAGGAAAGAAGAUGGGAAAAAAGGAAAGAGAAGAAGCAAGGAGGAAGGGUUCCUCAUUGCAGAGAAAGGAAAAACGAUGGGGAAAAAGGAAAAAGAAGAAUAGAGGAUGAAGGGUUCCUCAUUGCAGAGGAAGGCAAGAAGAUGGUGAGGUUUAUUUAUGGGGAGAGAGAAAGAGAAAAAGAAAGGGUAACACUUGGAAAGAGAGAAUAAAAACGAACCAAUCAUGAUUACCUCCCCCACCCUCAGGUAUUCUCAAUUGACACAUAAUGGUGCAAUUUUAAUUUUCACAGCCCAAAUUGUUUCGUUUCAAUUUUGUGGAGUCAAAUAGGUCAAUUUGGCUCAAUUGUCUCAUAAAAAGACCCAUCCAAACGCCUCUAAGGGAAUUUUUGAAGGAGAAAAAAAGGAAGGUGUUUACUUAAGGAAAUGAGAAUUAAUGUUUGUAAUUUUUUUUAGACUUCUUUAAUUUGUAUUUAAUUUCUUUUAUUUGAUAAUAUAACUUCAAUUAAAUUUGUUUUAUUUAAAAUUUAAGUUUAUCAUCUUGAAGUUGAAUGUAAACAAAAAUUAGACAGAUAUAUUAUUGAAAUGAAAAUGCGUUCUUGAAUUACAAAACAAAUUGUCACCAAUUGAAUUACAAAGCAUCCCAACAUCGAUACCAAGCAAUAAAAAUGACUAAUUAUUUCAAUGCAAGUUCCAAAUAUGCUCGACCAAGUCCCGACGAAGCCCAUGAUGUAUUGGUGUAGCACGAAGCCUAUUAUUCCUAGUCAAGUAUUCAGUUAGGGUUGAGUUGGUUGUUGGUCAUGUACCUCAUAAUCUAGAUUAUCUUCCAUCUCAUCGUUAGAAUCAAUGAUAGACCAUUAAUUACACAUGUUUUUACCCCUAUCCUUUAACCUUUUGAGACAUCGAUUCUCGUGUUUUAAGCCAAUUUCACGGUAGGUUGUGCGUUUAUAUCAUAUUUCAGGGCUUAGCAUUGGCAUCGAGGCGAAGGAACGAGAUUUGGGUCGAAAGGAGCAAGUGAGGUUUGAAGUGUGCUGGAGAACAAAAAUACCCAGCCAUGAUCAGAAAUACCCGGCCGAGUAUUAUUUGGCCAUGGCCGGGGAUUUGACGCUUUGGGCGUUGUUGAGAAACAGAGAGGGGCCCGGGCAGGAGGCAAAAAUCCCCGGUCGGGGAUUCUUGGCAAUGACCGGGGAUUUUCCCUUUAACCCGACGGUGCGUUUUGAACAUACCCGGUCGCUACCCGACCAGGUAUUUAGACCGGAGAUCGCGAUAGACAGCUUCUUAAGGGAAAAGAAGGCUAAAAAUCAAGGGUUCUGAGUUUUAGAGAGACAGAGCGAUUCCUAGAGAGAGAAAGCAACGAACCAGAGUUCCCAAGUGCCCUAGCUUGAUCUUCAUCACCAUUGGAGCCCGGCUUGAGCUUGGAGAAGUGUCGAUCGACAACCAGGAGCAGAAAUCCAUCCUUCACAGUAUGGUUUACACAUCUGAAUAUGCUUUUACUUCUCUCUCCAUGGAGUAGUUAUCCCAUUCAUCUGGGUAUGGAGAACCCUAGAUUUGUAUGUUAGGUCUGAUUGUAUGAACCCAAGUACAAAUUUUAUGAUUUGAUUAUAUUCGAUUGAGGUUUGAAUGAUUGAAUGACUUGAAUCUUGAUCAAAUUCCUGUUAUUUCUGCUUUAGCCUAGAAAGAGAAUAUCUGCCUAGGUUAAUAGAGCACCCUUAAUUGAAGGUAGUGAAUUGGCGACUUUAGUCGAGGAGCCAGUUCACUAUUCUGUACCGAAUUUGCUUCGGUAGUGGAGGUUUGGUUCGUUAGGGCCUCAAUCUGUUUACUCCGGUGGAGGUAAGUCGCCCGCUUAGGACUCAGAUUGAGAGGGUCUGGAGACCUUUAGUUGAGACUUCAGACUGUUUAAGAACCUUCCGCAGUAUAACUAUCAUAGAAAUUGAACUUGGUAAUUGCAAUCUGGCUUAACUGCACUCUAGGGGGAACCAUAUCCGGGUGACCUCUCUCGACUUGAAACAACUGUUUAAUUGCUUGCUUUGCUUGUUUGCUUAAUUGAACCUGCACUAAAGUUUCACUGCUAGAUAAUAAGAAUUCACUUAGUAGUCAUCACAUCUAGGACCCGGGUUGACAUUAAAACCAAAACCGCUAUACUACGUUUUAGGAAGUUGUUACACUUGGCCAUUUUCUAGAGUGACAGUAGGAGUGAGUCAAGUUUUGGCGCCGUUACACUUCACAAUGCACUCCUCCUGGCCACUGACGGCACCCGUUCCUGGGUGGAUGGGCUCUCCAUGCCCCCUGAGGAGGAUGCGGACCUCGAUGAGGACGAGGAGGAUGCUGAUUACACCGAUGAGGAGGAUGAUGAUGAUGGCGGGGCCAUGGAUGCUGAUGAGCCGGAGCCCCCACUCUCUCCACCAGGGGACCUUCAGCCACGACGGAGAUCAGAGAGAGGCAAGUCCUCCUCCGGUCCUUCUAGUCCGUCGAUGGCUUCUGGCCCGUCGAUGGACUUUUUCACAGAGCAGUUCCAACAGAUGGGGCUCCAGUUCCAGCAGCUCGGUCUUCAGAACCAGCAGCUCAUGGACCAUCAGGUCCAAUUUUUCCAGCAGUAUACGGCCCACCAGGCCGAGUACCAGUCUAGGCUGACGGUCUUCGACUAGCGCCUCGACCGGAUGGAGGCCCAGAUUGGAGUCACUGGUGCUCUCAUCGAGCGGGAGCGGGAUCGUGGCUGCCGAUUGAUGGAGUACUCAAAGCACCUGCUCCAGACUUGUCAUCCACCGGAGGAGCACCACUGGACCACCCGGUGGGAUCACUCGCCACCGCGACCACCAUCACCACCACCAGAGGGGGGCGACGAUCUCAUGGACCAGAUUGACUUCACCGAGCUCGAGUAGGCUGUGCUCGUAGCCCCAUUUUGUGUUGUUUCCCUUUAUGUCAGAAUGCAAACUGUCUUGUGUGUUGGUUUAUUUUCUUUUCUUUCUUUUGAUUUUGGAUGAUGUACUAUUUGGCUGACCAUUGGACCUAAAGUACUGUGUUUGAGUUCUUUUGUUCCCUUUAGCUGUGAUGUGUCCCUGACUAGUCCUUCUCCAGUACGCUUCACUCAGACUGGUUCGUUUCCAGUCCAUGCAGUCCGUGCACACCGGUAACAUCGUUCCCCUUAUCCUUCCCUCUUCUCCAUUGAGGGCAAUAUCGAUCUUAAGUGUAGGGGGAUGUUUCUCUUUUGACUGCGUUAGAUCUGUUUGUGUGCUUGGAGCCUAGUCCUCUGUCCAAAUUUUUUAAUUUGAGGGCUCCAAGUAUGUGUUUCCUUGCAAAUUGCCUGCUUAGUAUGCAUUGAAUUGACAGUCUCUAUAGUAAUGUGCAACCUAGGGAGGUAGUGUAGCACUAUGAGGAUGUUGAAGCAUAAGAUUUUUCCUAUCUAGCUCUCUGCUGUGCCAGUUGAUUUUGUGAAUUAGUGGAGCUAAGACCAUUGAAUUCAUGUGGUAAUGGUAACUCUAUGUGGAUUGUGUUAUGGACUUGUGUAUCGAACAGGAUGCUCAUGUGAAAAAUGAAAUACAGUUCGUCCUCCAUGUCAAAAUCAUUAAAUCUUAACCAUGGGGUAAGCCCAACGUGUGCGGCACCGUUCAUUGCACAAAAUCGGGUUUUGGAAGAGAUUUUAGUGAUCCUUAGUGGGGUACUCCUACGAGGUGAAGCUAAGCCGUCUCUAGUACAAGUAAAACUUCCACCCGUUGAACGGUUUGCCUACUUGAAGAUGUGUUUUUAAGGGCACGGAUAGAGCUUCCGACCCCCCUUAAUUUCAUUGACCCUCCACACGAGUUGAGGAAAAGGAGUUAAAAGUAGUACUCUGGCGAGCGCCAGAUGUACAGAAAUUGCUCUUGCUCGACUAAUAAGGGUCGACCGUGCAAACGACUGCAGUUGGAACCCCACCAAAUGAAAGAAAAAAAGAAAAAAUGUAAAUGAAAGUGAGAAAAAGGGGUUCCAACGAUGAAAUGAAGUGAAAAGAGCACCCCGGUACAACGAGUCCUUGGUUGUGAAUGAUAUGAGUCCCUUUAUCCAUGAACUGACUGUCUUACUUUUACUUCUUCUCAUGAUCCUGGCUUGAGUCUAGUACUCGCAUUGAGAGAGAUAGGGAACGUCUUAGAAGACCAGUUGACCUCGUAAGCUGCUAUAUGAUCUAGGAAAUCCUCUACCGACGAUCGGGGUUGUUUGUUGCUAUAGAGGUAUGGAGAGUUGCAUUGGUUUGAGUUAGGUUUGCUUGGGGACAAGCAAACGGUUAAGUGUGUGGGAGUUUCAUAGACCAUUAAUUACACAUGUUUUUACCACUAUUCUUUAGCCGUUUGAGACAUUGAUUCUCGUGUUUUAAGCCGAUUUCACGCUAGGUUGUGCGUUUAUGUCAUAUUUCAUGGCUUAGCAUUGGCAUCGAGGCGGAGGAACGAGAUUUGGGUCAAAAGGAGCAAGUGAGGUUUGAAGUGUGCUGGAGAACAAAAAUACCCUGCCAUGAUCAGAAAUACCCGGCCAGGUAUUAUUUGGCCAUGGCCGGGGAUUUGAAGCUUUGGGCGUCGUUGAGAAACAGAGAGGGGCCCGGGCAGGAGGCGAAAAUCCCCGGUCGGGGAUUCUUGGCAAUGACCGGGAUUUUCCCCUUAACCCGAAGGUGCGUUUUGAACAUACCCGGUCGCCACCCAAAAUACUCGACCGGGUAUUUAGAUAGGGGAUCGCGACAGACAGCUUCUUAAGGGAAAAGAAGGCUAAAAAUCAAGGGUUUUGAGUUUUAGAGAGACAGAGCGAUUCCUUGAGAGAGAAAGCGACGAACCAUAGUUCCCAAGUGCCCUAGCUUGAUCUUCAUCACCAUUGGAGCCCGGCUUUAGCUUGGAGAAGUGCCGAUCAACAACCAGGAGCAGAAAUCCAUCCUUCACAGUAUUGUUUCCGCAUCUGAAUCUGCUUUUGCUUCUCUCUCCAUGGAGUAGUUAUCCCAUUCAUCUGGGUAUGGAGAACCCUAGAUUUGUAUGUUAGGUCUGAUUGUAUGAACCCAAGUAUAGAUUUUAUGAUUUGAUUAUAUUCGAUUGAGGCUUGAAUGAUUGAAUGACUUGAAUCCUGAUCAAAUUCCUGUUAUUUCUGCUUUAGCCUAGAAAGAGAAUAUCUGCCUAGGUUAAGAGACCUUUAGUCGAGACUUCGGACUUGAGAGGGUCAGGAGACCUUUAGUCUAGACUUCAGACUGUUUAAGAACCUUCCGCAGUAUAACUAUCAUAGAAACUGAACUUGGUAAUGGCAAUCUGGCUUAACUGCAGUCUAGGGGGAACCAUAUCCGGGUGACCUCUCUCGACUUGAAACAACCAUUUAAUUGCUUGCUUUGCUUGUUUGCUUAAUUGAACCUGCACUAAAGUUUCACCGCUAGAUAAUAAUAAUUCACUGAGUAGUCAUCACAUCUAGAACCCGGGUUGACAUUAAAACCCAAACCCGCUAUACUACGCUUUAGGAAGUGGUUACACUUGGCCAUUUUCUAGAGUGACAGUAGGAGUGAGUCAAUCAACCUGCUCAUCCUCGAUUAUCAUAUUGUGCAAUAUAAUUCAUUUAAACAUUAUAUCAUUAAUUGUGGCAACAUCCCAAGAUCUCGCAAGGCCACGAACGAUUGCCCAUCUAGCUUGAAGAAUUCCAAAGGCCAGCUUUAUGUCUUUUCGAUGUGCUUCUUGACAUCGAGCAAACAAGGCUUCUUUGUCUAAGCUUGGAUUGCUGAAUGUUUUCACUAAAGUUGACCACGAAGGAUAAAUACCAUCAGUCAAAUAAUAACAUUGAUAAUAGGUAUGACCGUUUACCUCAAAUCGUACUUGUGGAGCGGUUCCGUUGAGGAUACAGUCAAACAUUGGAGGCAUCUUCAAAACAUUGAUGUCGUUAUUUGACCCAUGCGGGCCGAAGAAAGCAUGCCAUAUCCAGGUGUUGUACGAAGCCACUGCCUCGAGAAUGAUUGUUGGUUUACGGUUGUACCCCAUGUACUACCCAGUCCAAGAAGUAGGACAGUUCCUCCACUCCCAGUGCAUGCAAUCAAUUGAUCCAAUCAUACCAGUGAAUCCACGUUGAAUCCUUAGAUCAGCAGGAGUUGGUGCACGGAGGUAUGUCGAUGAGUACAUCCCGACAAUGGCUCUGCAAAACUUCCUGAAAAAUUCCAGCACAGUGUUCUGACCCAUACACAUGUAGUCAUCAAGUUGAUCAACUGGAGAGCCAUAAGCUAGCAUGCGCAGUGCACUAGUAAGCUUUUGCUCCGGCGAUAGGCCUAGGUGGCCAACGACAUCACUCCUUCGUGGAAAAAAGGGAUCAUACCUUACAAUGACACCCAUUAUGCGAUUGAAUAGUCGUAAUUGCAUACAAAAACGCCUUCAAAAUAUGAGGGCAUCGUAUGUUGGAUUUGGAUUGAAGUAAUCCUGCAUGAGACGUUCAUGACCUGAGACCCAUUCACGAUCAAUGCAAGUGCGACUUGUUGAACAAUGACGUGAGGAUGAAGCUUCCUCAAGCCUCCGCCCGAUUAAAGCCAACCGGUGAUAGUUAAACAUAUUCAACUCAUCUAUCUCUUCUUCUCCUCCAGACGAUGAUUAGUCUGAGGAACUCAUGAUGGGUGUGUUUAUUUUAGAACUGGGAGGAAGUUUCAGACAAGUAUAAAAUUGAUGGCAAAUGGGGGAUUUGCAUUUAUGCUCAAAUUUGUCUGACCUAACGAUCAUAUUCAACCUUACCUAACGGUCAUAUUAGAACAUGUGAGGUAUGAUCGUCAUACCUUACCUAAGGAGGGCAUAUGUUUGAAUAUGAUCGUACCUCACAUGUUCGAAUGUGAUACCUACCAACCUUACCUAACGGUCAUAUUAGAACAUGUGCUACCUACCAACCUUACCUAACGGUCAUAUUCGAACAUGCGCUACCUACCAACCUUACUUAACGGUCAUAUUGAAACAACCUUACCUAACACCUUACCUAACGGUCAUAUCCAAACAGUCAUAACCUAACGGUCAUAAAUUCUCUAUAUAUUCAGACAUCCUCUCCUCUCUCUCUAUCUCUCUCUACCAUUCAUUCUUACUGAAUUGAAAUUUUCUGUUAGUCUCAUCAUUCUUUCUAUCAUCUUUGUCUCUCUAAAAACCAAACAAUGACAAUCAAGAGAAAAGGGAAUUGGAAAGUGGAAAGUGGAGGAAGAUAAAAACUUGUGCAGUUCUUGGGUGACGAUAUCAGAAGAUGGAGUUGUGGGCGUCAAUCAAAUGGAUAAAAAGUUAUGGGAUAGAGUGGCGGCGCAAUUUUGAUCGAAUUAUCGAAACACAUCUCGUACUAUCAAAAGCAUAUCUAAUCGAAUGGGCACAAUCACCAAAUACUGCAAGUUUGGAAUUCAGCUAUCCAAAGGGCAGAGAGGAAUCAACCAAGUGGCACGAAUCAAAUGGAUGUGGUAUGAAUUCUCCAUCACCAUCACUAUUAUUUCAUAAGUACGUGUGUUCUAUUUUCUAACUCCUUUUCCAUCUCAUUCAUUCAUACAUAUAGGAGCAUAUGGCAGAACAACUAUAUUUGAGUGAGACCGAAGAAAAGGGUUGGAAUUUUGGUCAUUGUUGUUGGAUCUUGAAAAGAUGCCAAAAAUUUCAUAUCGUGAUAACAAUGCCGUCUUCAAAUCAAAGCCGCAUGAGUCAAGGUUCCGAUAGUUCUCUCAUGGGUCUUGGUUAUCAAUCAACACCACAGACAAACCUCAAUGACACAGAAGGAGACGAAGAAACUCCACCAUUCGUCGGAGAAACUCCACCAUUCGUCGGAGAAACUCCACCCUUCGUCGGAGAAACUCCACCAUUCUUUAUAUCUCGCCCUACUGGACGCGACAUACAGAAGACGGCUAAGCAGAAAGAAAAGGGGGCUGCUGAGUCAUCAGAGAGCUACACUGCUCAAUUGAUGGAGGUUGGAGGUGAGUUGAAGGAGAGACAUGCUUCGAGGGCUGAGUAUGAGCGAAGAAGGAUGGAAUUCCAUGAACAAAAAUCAAAGUUUGAUCAAGAAAAGUGGGAACUUGAGAAAAAAGGGAGUGAAGCAACACUAUUUCGGAACAACCUUGAUCUUCUUGAAAAUGACUUGUCGAAGUUGACACCAAGAAAGAAGAAGUUUUACAAAAGUCAUCAAAACAUGCUCAUAGGGUAUGAUCAAGAUGAUCCCAACUCUAUUCCCGACUAUUCAUCCAACGCAAGUCAAACAGGAGGUGGAGAUGGAAGUGGAGGAGGAGAUGAAGGUAGAGGAGGAGAUUACGGGAAUUACUAGUCUCUUCUGGGCGAUUAUUGACAUGUUAU
Messenger RNA from Linum trigynum, 8629 nucleotides. Lineage: Eukaryota; Viridiplantae; Streptophyta; Magnoliopsida; Malpighiales; Linaceae. The record is from the annotation of a GenBank genome assembly.